AUGAUCCGGCCUGACGUCACGAACUCCCUCGCAGAGACCAGGGCGGUGUCUUUUUUGGAGAACUUUUCGGUGCAGGCAAGUGGAGACCGUUACCCCAAGCGAGGACCGUUACCCCAAGCGAGGACCGUUACCCCAAGCGAGGACCGUUUCCCCAAGCGAGGACCGUUUCCCCAAGCGAGGACCGUUUCCCCAAGCGAGGACCGUUUCCCCAAGCGAGGACCGUUACCCCAAGCGAGGACCGUUUCCCCAAGCGAGGACCGUUUCCCCAAGCGAGGACCGUUACCCCACGCGAGGACCGUUUCCCCACGCGAGGACCGUUUCCCCAAGCGAGGACCUUCACCCCAAGCGAGGACCGUUUCCCCAAGCGAGGACCGUUUCCCCAAGCGAGGACCGUUUCCCCAAGCGAGGACCGUUUCCCCACGCGAGGACCGUUACCCCAAGCGAGGACCGUUACCCCAAGCGAGGACCGUUUCCCAAAAGCGAGGACCGUUUCCCCAAGCGAGGACCGUUACCCCAAGCGAGGACCGUUACCCCAAGCGAGGACCGUUUCCCCAAGCGAGGACCGUUACCCCAAGCGAGGACCGUUUCCCCAAGCGAGGACCGUUUCCCCAAGCGAGGACCUUCACCCCACGCGAGGACCGUUUCCCCAAGCGAGGACCGUUUCCCCAAGCGAGGACCUUCACCCCAAGCGAGGACCGUUUCCCCAAGCGAGGACUUUCACCCUAA
Penaeus monodon (black tiger shrimp) is the source of this 726-nucleotide messenger RNA. RefSeq names its product serine/arginine repetitive matrix protein 1-like. NCBI's taxonomy places the organism in Eukaryota, Metazoa, Arthropoda, Malacostraca, Decapoda, Penaeidae. Bases 1 to 726 code for a protein of 241 amino acids. The record is from RefSeq and is a predicted model, not a curated record. The transcript has a single exon.